This is a messenger RNA of Melopsittacus undulatus (budgerigar), 640 nucleotides long. RefSeq names its product RNA polymerase II, I and III subunit K (gene POLR2K). Gene Ontology annotation, biological process: DNA-templated transcription. The record is from RefSeq and is a predicted model, not a curated record. NCBI's taxonomy places the organism in Eukaryota, Metazoa, Chordata, Aves, Psittaciformes, Psittaculidae. Gene Ontology annotation, cellular component: RNA polymerase III complex; RNA polymerase II, core complex; RNA polymerase I complex. The transcript is spliced from 4 exons. Gene Ontology annotation, molecular function: zinc ion binding; DNA binding. The coding region runs from base 324 to 500 and encodes 58 amino acids.
CAGGCGGCGCUGUGGGCAGAGCGAGGCGGGUGUUGUUGUGCAGGCGAGUGGUGGUUUGGGUUUUGCUUGGGGGUUCUGGGAUUCUUCCGGCGGAGUCGGUGGUGCCCUUCGGAGCGGGGAGGUGGAGAGACCCUGGCGAGUAGGAAAAUGCCUGACCUAGCCUCGGCCUUUGCUCCUGCGUAAAAGCCCCCCCGGGGAGGUAGGGGAGGCCCCGGUGCGGGAUUGGUGCGGGCUGGGGUGCCUGCGGUUGAGUAAGGCCGGCUGGCCGUCCCCCUUCGUGGGUGCUACGGGACGUGAAGCAGCGGAUUUGUCUCUCACAGAACAUGGAUUCACAGAAGGAUGUUCAGCCUCCAAAGCAGCAGCCAAUGAUUUACAUCUGUGGAGAAUGUCAUACAGAAAAUGAAAUAAAGGCAAGAGAUCCCAUCAGAUGCAGAGAAUGUGGCUACAGAAUAAUGUACAAGAAAAGGACAAAAAGAUUGGUGGUUUUUGAUGCCCGAUGAUGUCUGCUGAAGAUACAGUGAUGUCAUACGGCAGUUUAAUCUUUCUGAUAAGUUUGCUUUGUAAAUUCAUUCAUGUACAAAUGCACACUGUUAUUUGUGUUCUAAGAGAUUGAAAUAUUAAAGUUUACUGCUAUACUAAA